This is a messenger RNA of Toxorhynchites rutilus septentrionalis, 4020 nucleotides long. RefSeq names its product lachesin (gene DIP-kappa). Bases 2231 to 3550 code for a protein of 439 amino acids. The transcript is spliced from 12 exons. NCBI's taxonomy places the organism in Eukaryota, Metazoa, Arthropoda, Insecta, Diptera, Culicidae. The record is from RefSeq and is a predicted model, not a curated record. Gene Ontology annotation, cellular component: neuron projection.
GUGGACAGGUUAGUUCUUCUGGCGCCUUCACUCGGAAUGAAUGCUGGUCGCUGGUUCGGAAGCUAAAGCAGAUUCCGCUGCUUUGCACUGUGCGCGUUGUGUUCCGGCGGAGUUUUUUUUUCGGGGUGUCGCGCGUGGUACGCACGGAAUGUGAGAAUGAGACUAAAAAUGUUCCCUAACUAAACCCGGAUCACGAAACAGAGGCUGGUGGAAUUUUACAGCAGCAUCCGGCGGGAACAAGGACUGGAGGGGGAUAGAAGCAGAUUUGUACGGUCGGUUUGCUUAGUUGCAAUUGUCGGGAUUUAUGGUCUCGGGAAAUCACUGCUGCUGCUGCUGCCGCCCCCGCUGACUGUACGCAAAUCAAGCAGCUGAUUGGGGAGAGAAACAGAGAGAGAGAGAGAGACACUAGGAGUGGAAUCAAGCGGCGUUAGCAUUAUUAAUUAUUCAUCGUUCCUCGGGGAAUCUCUAGUCUCUGUCCGGAUGGCAGCAGCGAUGUUUCCAGUUGGACCAGUAAGUUGUGAAAGAUAAUAGACAGAUCGCUGUCAGGCGGUGGCGUUUUGUGGGAUUUGUGAAGACCCUCGUCAGGAACACGAACGGAGGACGAGAUCAGAGCUUUGAACCUGCAAACGAUGACAGCCGUUGUUCGUGGAGAGUCUCGUAUGCUCGAUGAAUAAGUAAUUCGAUAAUGAAAACAUAAUCUGAUUGAAGAAUAAAACAGAGAGACGCACAAAAUCGCCCGGGGUGAAUUUCAGCGCAAGGUUGUGUCGUGUUCAAGGCAGCGUAAGCAAUGUGAUUAUGAUCGGAAGAAUGAUGCUGAGCUUGCGGCGGUGGUGACGAUGAUAAUGAUAAUGAUGAUGAUGAUGACAAUGAGUGGAAGCAUAUCUGGCCCACAGAAUCGUGGAUAUUAUUAGUUUGCUAAUCGCGUGUUGCCUUGCGAUUGUAUGGAACAGAGAUUUGGCAGAAGAAAAAAAACGCUUUUUUCCCUGUCUGAAUACCAGCAGACAGGACUAACGUUUCAUAGGCUGCAGCAGGAAAUUGGCCGUAAUUUAUGAGUUCAGUGAACAUGAUUCAGUGCAGUUAAAGCGAAAAGUUAUUGCAACUAGUGGUGUAUGCGAAAGGGCUGGUGGUAGUUGAAAUUUAUCGUGUAUGUGGCAGUGAAAACAGUGUGGGAAAAUUCAUAUCGAUCGUGCGAGCCUGUAUCGGCUGAACGGAAACGGGUGAGGAGGCGGAGUGAGCGGAAGUAGCUUAUCGGGUGUGUGAAAUCGGUAAACCCUCGCUACAGCUCAACCCCUGGGAAGAACAAGAAGGAAAUGGCCGGUGAUGCAGUGGCUCCCAGUGGGAAGCAAAAGACCAGCGAAGUUCUCAGCUGUUGUUAUAAUGCCGGAUGUUGAAGUGCAGUAUCAGAAUUCAACCAAAGGACGAAGGAAGGGAGAGAAAUUGAUACUGCUUCGGGCGAGAAACUGUUUCCAGUUGACAGAGAAGGAUUCUGUCGAGAAGUCCGCCGCAGAAACAAUCGCAAUGCGAGCAUCACCAUCCCGAUUAACCAGAUGAUCCGGACGAAUCACCAGGGCCAACCCCGAAAGGCAGAGCGUGAGGAAUUAGUCAUUCCGGGGCUGUGAGCAGCUCGCAUCUGUCAGCCGCCCUUUUGUUUUGGAGAGAAAAAAUACAGACCUAAAAUAAACCGGUAGUGGGUGCCACUGCAGCUGCAGCUGAAGCCGUCGAAAAAAAUAAUCAUCAACUAGUGGACACAAAUCUGGGUGGGAUUUUUCGGGUGAAGCCUUCAUCAGGAAAUUGUAAAACAUAGAGUGUUGAAUAAACACACACAAAAAAUUCUCGCGACCGGGUGAAGUGUAGUGCGCGGGUGAGUGGGUAUAUGGGUGGGCGUGAAGCAGGACCAGUCAUUCGCCGGGAGAAUGUUGCAAAGUUUUACCCACUUUGGACAAAAAUUCAAGCAUAACCCCUGCGGGGCGAACCGUGGCGCAACUGGGGAAAGCGAAAAAAAUACCAUUGUUUGUUAGUGAUUCCACAGUGAUUUUUUUUUCUCUCGUGUCCGCAAAGUGAAAAGCUUCUAGAAGUGAAAUCUCCGGCACUCUUCAAUAAUCGUCUGCAGCAUCUGUGCCACUGUGUGUGUGUGUCCGUUUUCGGGAGGAAGUGUGAUCCGCGAGGGACCUUUGGAGGAGAACGACCGGAGCUGAAUGCGUUCGGAGCAGUCCCACCGAAGCGCUUGGUUAUGAGUGGACACACCAAACGGAGCUGCUGCUGCUGGCGGCCGAGAAACAUGGGGAUUAUUAAAAUAACAUUUUUGCUGGCUUGUUCGGUCGCCUCCACUAUGCUCGGAUUAGCGAAAGCCAAGCAGACACAUGCCCACGAAAGCCCACCUGAUUUCAACAACGAGGCCAACUUUCCCCGAUUCGCCGAACCGAUACCCAACAUCACGGUCACAAUCGGCCGGGACGCGCUGCUGGCCUGCGUCGUCGAAAAUCUAAAAGGUUACAAGGUCGCCUGGGUACGGGUCGAUACGCAGACGAUAUUAUCUAUUCAUCACAACGUGAUAACACAAAAUCCCCGCAUCAGUCUUACUUACAACGAUCACCGGUCCUGGUAUUUGCACAUCCGGGAGGUGGAGGAGAGCGACCGGGGAUGGUACAUGUGUCAGGUCAACACUGACCCGAUGCGGUCACGGAAGGGCUAUCUGCAAGUAGUCGUGCCGCCCGCGAUCGUGGAAUCGCUGACGAGCAACGACAUGGUGGUCCGGGAGGGCACCAACGUGACGCUGGCGUGCAAGGCGAAGGGAUUCCCCGACCCGUACGUGAUGUGGCGCCGAGAGGACGGUGACGAAAUGGCCAUCGGGGGCGAAAACGUCAACGUGGUGGAUGGGGAGGUUCUUCACAUCACCAAGGUCAGCCGGUUGCAUAUGGCGGCCUAUCUGUGUGUGGCGUCGAAUGGCGUUCCGCCGUCCAUCAGCAAACGGGUCCAACUGAGGGUGCAGUUUCCACCGAUGCUGUCGAUUCCGAACCAGCUGGAGGGGGCUUACGUCAGCCAGGAUGUAGUGCUCGAGUGCCACACGGAGGCGUAUCCUGCUUCCAUCAAUUACUGGACGACGGAACGAGGUGAUAUGAUAAUUUCCGACACCUCCCGCACCGGCGAUAAGUUCGAAACGAUGUCCAGGAACACCGGCUACACCAAGUACAUGCAGCUGAAAAUUAGAAACGUCGGCCCAGCGGAUUUCGGCUCGUAUCGAUGCGUUGCGAAAAACUCAUUAGGAGAAACCGACGGAUUAAUCAAACUGGAUGAAAUACCAGCGCCAACGACAAUAUUGACAACCGAAUCACUUUAUAGCAAUCGAUCAAAAGGUUCGAAACCGAAGAAAAAGCACGAUCACGUGGUGAUGGGCGAUUACGGCGUGGAGGAAUGGAAGGAAAAUGGUCCCUCGAUACGACAUCCCCCGGGAGCGUUUCACAACGUGAGCUCAUCGAGUACGAUCAGCAACUUGCAGCUGCUCAUGAGUCUGCUAGCGUUACUAGUGUUACUGAGUCGCAUCAACAGAUGAAACUAAGAAAAACCUGCAUCAACCAAUGAGCCCCGUGAGAACCCUCACCUAUCACUCAUUAGCAUAAGCAGCACGGCAGAUCCCCAAGGGUUCAUCAUCAGCAUCAGCAUCAUCAUCAUCAUCAAUGAAGAAACAGUCCCAAUUUUGCAUCCAUACUUGGUGAUCUGUACAGCUUAUUUAGGUAAGUCAGCUGAUCCGGUGAGUCAUUGUUUGUAAACAAACAUGAGCGAGCAAGCAGGCAAACAAAAAAGAAAAGAAAAUGUGCGGAUGGCUAAAAAAUACAUAUUAGGUGAAUUUCUAUACAAGAAAAAAGAGAGCAAAAAAAGCGAAGCGUAGGAGGCAAUAUAUGAGAAUAUUAUAUUAGCUCGUAAGAAGCUAGCAGAAAUUAAGAAAUAUUGUUUGUAGAAAACAACAGAGCAAGAAAGGGUUUAAUUUGAGAUGUUUUGUAAAUAUACAGGUAAAAUAGUGUU